Messenger RNA from Morone saxatilis (striped sea-bass), 585 nucleotides. Its product is annotated as isoleucine--tRNA ligase, cytoplasmic-like. Gene Ontology annotation, molecular function: ATP binding; isoleucine-tRNA ligase activity. The record is from RefSeq and is a predicted model, not a curated record. NCBI's taxonomy places the organism in Eukaryota, Metazoa, Chordata, Actinopteri, Moronidae. The transcript has 5 exons. Bases 1 to 585 code for a protein of 194 amino acids. Gene Ontology annotation, biological process: isoleucyl-tRNA aminoacylation.
AUGAACUCAUUGGUAAAUACAGCUGCUAGAGUCUACGAACCAAGAUUCCAGGACACGGUUGCCACGGCACCUAUCUGUGCCCUCAUCGCCAUGGUGACAGGAAUAGAAACACAGACACAGCUCGGCGGAUUCAGCACGAGCAUUGACAAUCUGACAAUCCCAUCACGGUGCGGUAAGGGAGUGCUGCGGAGGGUCACAGAGGUGUUUGACUGCUGGUUUGAGAGCGGCAGCAUGCCUUACGCCCAGGUCCACUACCCCUUCGAGAACAGGAAGGAGUUUGAGGACACUUUCCCAGCAGACUUCAUCGCCGAAGGCAUUGACCAGACAAGGGGAUGGUUCUACACCUUGUUGGUGCUCUCCACUGCGCUGUUUGGCAAACCACCCUUCAAGAAUGUCAUUGUUAAUGGAUUGGUACUGGCUAGCGAUGGACAGAAGAUGAGCAAGCGCAAGAAGAACUACCCAGAUCCAGGACUGAUAGUGCAGAACUAUGGAGCUGAUGCCCUCAGGUCAGAUCUGUGCUUGUCGCUCUCAGAGCUGCUGACCCCUGAGAGGCAGCAGGAGGACCAGGAGGACACUAUUCACUGA